Molecule: messenger RNA, 1189 nt
Organism: Mustela lutreola (European mink)
Lineage: Eukaryota; Metazoa; Chordata; Mammalia; Carnivora; Mustelidae
Product: putative protein SSX6
Exons: 8
Coding region: 100-669 (189 amino acids)
Biological process (GO): regulation of DNA-templated transcription
Cellular component (GO): nucleus
Source: RefSeq, a predicted model, not a curated record
GCGAUUCUUAGCCGCCACCGCUUCAAGCCUGAGGACCUUUGGCCUUGUGGCUGGAGAGAUUAGGCUACAUCCUUCGGAGAUCAAAUUAUUCCUGGCACCAUGAAUAAAGGCAGCUCCUUUGCGAAGAACUCCAAGGAGGAUACCCAGAAAUCAGAGAAGAAAUGCAAGGCCUUCAAGGAUAUUUCCAAAUACUUCUCUAAGGAAGAGUGGGCAAAGCUUGGAUACUCAGAUAAAAUCACCUACGUGUACAUGAAGAGAAACUAUGACACCAUGACUAGUCUAGGUCUCAGGGCCACUCUCCCAGCCUUCAUGUGUCCUAAAAAACGAGCCAUGCAAUCCAACGGGCGUGAUUCUGAUGAUGAUCAGAACGAGAAUCAGGAUGAAUCUUCUCAGGAAGCUUCUGAUGCUCAAGAGAGAGAGAAAAUGAAGGUGAUGCUCGAGAAAACAAUAAAGGAAGAAAGUGAUUCGGAACCAAUACCAAUAACACCUGGCCCUGAGCAGGCUCAGAAAGAGCCGUGCCCCCCUGAAAAAGCGAGUACCUCUGAUCAACAGAGUGAGAACAUACCAGGACCCAGGAAAUUGAUGAGUAGCGUUUGGGCCUAUAGACUGCGGGAAAGAAAGACCCUGAUCGUGUAUGAAGAGAUCAGUGAUCCCGAGGAAGAUGACUAAAUCUGGAUGUGACAAGUGCCCAUGAUAAGGAGCAGAACCUGGUGGCCUUUCACGAACAUGGGCACGGCUGUGAACUCCUAGCCAUCAGGUGUAUAGCAAGUAAAAGAGUUCACAAUAGUGAAAAGUUAAGCACUAUUUUUCUUACUAUGUGCCAGAUAUUCUGUUAGAUAAUAGAGCUCUGUUAAUAAGCAAGACAUCUACUCAAUGCAUAUUUCUUUCUGUGUAUCCAUGCACUUACUUUAGAAAACAAAGUAUCGUGGGGGUAUUCUCUUCCCAGAACAGCACAACCCUCCUCCCCUGAUGUGAUUGCUGGAGGGCAGCUCUGGGUGUUUGGUUCCACGUGUUUUUCUCUGCAUUUACACACACGUGCGGUACCACUCUAAGUAUCUCCCACCUGCUCUUUCCCACUGCCAGCACAUCCUGGACAAGCACCCCUUAUUUUGUUGCUGUCUAACAGGUGCCCCAUGCUGCAAAACCCUCUUUCUUCAUUUGUGUUGCCUCAGUUGUUGGUAAUUAAUAA